Molecule: messenger RNA, 1323 nt
Organism: Oryzias latipes (Japanese medaka)
Lineage: Eukaryota; Metazoa; Chordata; Actinopteri; Beloniformes; Adrianichthyidae
Product: myelin and lymphocyte protein
Biological process (GO): myelination
Cellular component (GO): membrane
Molecular function (GO): structural constituent of myelin sheath
Source: RefSeq, a predicted model, not a curated record
UCCUACCUGAGAUCUCCCGGCGUGUUCAGGCCGCCAGGCGUGUCUGCGCUCGACUGAUGGGGAUUCCGGUUUUUCCAGUCGUCUCCUCCCUGUUUAAGUUGCAGGAGGUCUGACUCCUCUUCAGUGUCAGCGGCAGCAGCGGCAGGAGCAGCAACUAGAGCAUCAGGAUGGCAUCCAACACGGCAACCAUGGGGAACCUUCCCAGCGGAACGGCAGUUUGUACAACCAUACCCGACAUCCUCUACAUCCCUGAACUGAUCUUUGGUGGUUUGGUGUGGAUCCUGGUUGCAUGCACAUACGUGGUGCCGCACAAUCCCCAGGCCUGGGUCAUGUUUGUCUCCAUCUUCUGCUUUACUAUGACUUUCAUCUGGCUGUUUAUAUUCGCCUGCGGUACUCACAACAACAGGGGCAACUGGGCAGCAGCGGACUUUGUUUACCAUGGCAUUGCAGCCAUGCUCUACCUCAGCGCUUCAGUGCACCUGGCUAAAGUGACUUUGGAUAUGAACAACCCCCAAACAGCUACAGACUCAAAGAACUACAAGCUGGACAUCUCUGCUGUGGUGUUCUCGUACACAGCGACACUCCUGUACUUUGUCCACACCAUCCUGUCCGCCAUUCGAUGGAAGUCUUUCUAAAAGUUUCCUUCUUCCUGAGCUGCAUCAGACAUCAAUUUAAUCUUUUCUGCACAAAUCAUGAAGCUCAUCCCUUCAGGACCAUCUGCUGCUGGACGACUCAUGGACUUUGAGAAUAUCAUUAAAAUAAUGACUCAAGAACACGAAGUUUAGGAAUUCACUUUCCUCUGAAAGCCUCAUUAACUGUUGUAAAAGUUUAUUUGAUCAUUGGUUCAUAAAGAUACAGGAAGACCUGAAGGUUUAAAUUAAAAGGUUAAGAUAAAAAGAAGCUUAGUUUCAUUUAACUUUCCAUUUGAAAGGUCAAUUUAUUUUUCUUUUUGUAUUUUUGUGUUUUUUUGAAUAGCUCACUUUAAGAACAAACCUACAGUUUACAACCAAGAGCUCCUAAAAGCUUCACCAAUCAGGUGCAUUCCUUUCAGCUCAGAUGUUUCUGGAUUUUUUUUUUGUUUGUUUUUUUGUUUAUUAAAUCCUUUUGUUCUAAAAUUCUUCUUUCACUUUAAAUUGAUUAAGCUGCUCUGGGUAUUUAUUUUUAUAUUUUUAUAAAAGUAUUGUGCUGUCAAAUACAAGAAAAAUGGUCAAAAUGAAAACUCUAUUGUAAAAUAACAUGAUUGGAAGCAAAAAAGUCUUUUUGAUCCUUUGCUGACUUUUUUGUAAUUCUUUACAAAGCCAAUAAAAUGACAAGUAGAAAUAA